Molecule: messenger RNA, 1915 nt
Organism: Sinocyclocheilus anshuiensis
Lineage: Eukaryota; Metazoa; Chordata; Actinopteri; Cypriniformes; Cyprinidae
Product: forkhead box protein O1-B-like
Exons: 3
Coding region: 1-1497 (498 amino acids)
Biological process (GO): regulation of transcription by RNA polymerase II
Cellular component (GO): nucleus
Molecular function (GO): DNA-binding transcription factor activity, RNA polymerase II-specific; RNA polymerase II cis-regulatory region sequence-specific DNA binding
Source: RefSeq, a predicted model, not a curated record
AUGUUUCCUGGAAACGGUGACCUCAUCACCAAGGCGAUCGAGAGCUCCCCUGAGAAGCGGCUCACCCUGUCUCAGAUCUACGAGUGGAUGGUGAAGAGCGUCCCUUACUUCAAAGAUAAGGGCGACAGCAACAGCUCUGCCGGCUGGAAGAACUCAAUCAGACACAAUCUGUCCUUGCACAGUCGUUUCAUGCGCGUCCAGAAUGAAGGAACGGGGAAGAGCUCGUGGUGGAUGCUGAACCCUGAGGGGGGAAAGAGCGGCAAGUCUCCACGCCGGAGAGCCACUUCCAUGGACAACAACAGCAAGUUCAUAAAGAGCCGUGGACGAGCAGCCAAGAAAAAGAUGUCGUUGCAGAGUGGACUGGACGGUGGUUCUAACAGUCCUGGUUCUCAGUACCCAAAAUGGCUCGGCAGCCCCAACUCUCACAGCAAUGAUGACUUUGAACCCUGGACCACAUUUCGUACCCGUGCCAGCUCUGAUGCCAGUACGCUCAGCGGCCGUCGCUCACCCUUCCUACCUGAGGAGGACGAGGCCGGUGAGGUUCCCAUCGGGUACCCAGGCACCAAACUGGGCGGCCCCCUCCCCAGCCUUUCCGAAGUGACGGGUCACCACGGUUCCGAGAACGUGAUGAAUGACAAUCUCUUAGACAACCUCAACCUCAUCUCACCCAAAAAUAACACCCAGGGCAGCCAAGAUGCCCAAACUGCACUGUCUUCGCCCAUGAUGCAGGGUAGCCCUGGGUACCCGUCUUACAACUCCCCCAUUAUGGGUCCUCAGCCCCAAGUCCAGCAGGACUACCGGAAGUGCCUGUAUGUACAGGCCGGGGUGGGCGGACUGGGUCCCAUUGCCAUACCGACUUUAUCGGACAGUCAACCAGGAGGCUACGGACCCUUUGUGAGUCAGUACAACUGUGCUGCAGGGCUGCUCAAAGAGCUGCUGAGCGCAGAUGCACAUCCAAGAGGGGACAUGAUGCAGCCUUUAGAGUCAGUGGGGUCUGGAGAAGGGCGACGGGUGCUACCUAGCUAUGCUAGUCAAGGACAAAUGGGACAGGGGGGCAAAAUGAUCACGCAUCCUCACCUGCAUGCGCACCCGCGCACGCUUCAUCAGUUGCCCUCGCCAGCAAUGGGCAUGAAUGGCUGUGCCCUUUUGCCCCAUGGGCAUCCUGUUCGCCUCGGUAACAUGAAGCUACAACCACACCUGCCUCAUCACGCUCAACUGGGAAGAGGCGGAGGCGAAGCCGGGAUGCCAAAUUACACCAAUGGCAACGUUUUCCACAGGCACAGACCGGGACCUCACCACCAUCACAGCCACCCGGAGCGGCUGCCCAGUGACUUAGAUGACAUGUCGAUUGAGCAGCUGGAGUGUGACGUAGAAACCGUCCUUCACGACACGCUCAUGGAUGGCGAUGCUCUGGACUUCAACUUCGACCCCAUGAGCAGUCAACAGAGUUUCCCACACGGGGUGAAGACCAACACGCAUAGCUGGGUAUCUGGAUAAACACGUUAUCUACUCAAAACACAUACAGAUUGGUGAGGCAGGAUGUUUAUAAUAAUAUAAUAUAAAUGAAUCAUAACAAAUGUGUGAAUAUAUAUGUAAAUAUGUCAUAGACAUAAGCAGAAGGCUGAAUGCUGUAGGUCAUACCAAAAGGCUACACAUACAAGAACCUUACAUUUCCUUCCCAUCUGCAAGGACUCAAUUAUUGAAAGCGUAAAAUAAAACAAAAGUAAAAUAAAUAAAUAGAAUUUUGCCAUCAUUGAAGCCCAUCUCCGCAUGAUUGCGACUUUAUUUCCCGUUAUUGUGUCUCUGUCUUGCCAUUCUGUCUUUAUUUCUCACAGUUGCGCCUUUUUUAUAGAUAAGAAUACAUAUCUCGCAAUUCCAAUUUUAUUUCUCCCAAUUCUGAAUUCAUUUCUCACAA